Mastomys coucha (southern multimammate mouse) is the source of this 684-nucleotide messenger RNA. RefSeq names its product cytochrome c oxidase subunit 7B2, mitochondrial. Bases 329 to 568 code for a protein of 79 amino acids. Gene Ontology annotation, biological process: mitochondrial electron transport, cytochrome c to oxygen. Lineage: Eukaryota; Metazoa; Chordata; Mammalia; Rodentia; Muridae. The record is from RefSeq and is a predicted model, not a curated record. The transcript has 5 exons.
CUAGGGAGGGAGCUACACAGGAAGUGCCUCCUUCACAGAGAGGAUAUUGACAAGUACUGAAUUCGCCUUGGCGCCAUCUUGUUUUGGCUUUUGCCUGUGGCGUAGCUGUGUGCUUUGAGCCUUGGAUACAAGAGUGUUUUGUAGAUGUAUCCAUUUGGACUGGAUUCCACAAGUCUGCAUUUGGAUAAGGCAGCUGAGUCAGAACUUCUGAGGGGAACAUCUGUACUCGAGUGACUGCAGAUUCCCUUCUCAAUUAAUUUUGAAGCUAUCAGCAAGAUCUCUGAAAACAGACCCAUUGCUUCAAUCAACAGUAAUCUUAUCAUACGUCAUGAUGUUUCCCUUGACCAGAUAUGCACUAAACUAUCUCAAGAUUCCAAGCAUUCUGAAAAUCGUGGGAAGACAGAGCCACUCAAAGUCCUCAUCAGAUUUUCAUGACAAAUAUGGCAAUAUGAUGUUAAUUAGUGGAUCCAUUUUCUGUUUUGCUGGAUAUACGAUUUAUAUAACACAGAUGGGAGUGCAGUGGAACCUGUCUCCUGUUGGCAGAGUUACCCCCCAAGAGUGGAAAUAAAAGUAACUAUCUUAGAUACAGCAAUGCAGAAUUGUCUCAAAACAAACUUGGCAUGGAAAUGUUCUUCUGUUCAUUAAAAUACAGCAUAACAAAAGAAAUAAAAUAAUUCAAAAGUA